This is a messenger RNA of Ichthyophthirius multifiliis, 962 nucleotides long. RefSeq names its product tricarboxylate carrier family protein, putative. The annotation marks the transcript as partial. NCBI's taxonomy places the organism in Eukaryota, Ciliophora, Oligohymenophorea, Hymenostomatida. The record is from RefSeq and is a predicted model, not a curated record. The transcript is spliced from 8 exons. Gene Ontology annotation, biological process: mitochondrial transmembrane transport; monoatomic ion transport. Gene Ontology annotation, molecular function: monoatomic ion transmembrane transporter activity. Gene Ontology annotation, cellular component: mitochondrial inner membrane.
AUGAAACAAUACGAUCCAUAAUUAUAAUCAGCUUUUGAUCUUCACACCUAUAAAGGUCGCUUACAGCAUUUUAAUAUGAUGCUGUUUCCCUCAAAUUUUUUUCAUUACAAUUAGACAAUAAAAGAUUAUUAAAAUACUUUAAAAAAAAUCGAAACAGAUCCUUCUUUAUAAAAACAAUAUUCAAACUAAAAACUAUGGGAAAUGAAAUAUGUUAUACUAUCAAAUACUCAUCCAUAAACAAAAGAAUGUAUUUCUAUUCCUUUCCGAACAAGUGGGUUUAUUAUUACUAAUACUCCUAUAAGUUUUUUAUUGGCAGUAUUACCUCCUACACCAAUAAAUUAAAUAAUGAGCCAAACAAUAAAUUAAACAUUUAAUUUUUGUUUUAAUUACAGUAAUAGAAAUUUGUCAAAUAUUUAUAAUUAUAAAGAAAUGACAUUUUCAUAUUUAUGCGCUAUCACAGUUGCUAUUUCAAGCAGUUUAGGUACUGCUGCUAUUUCUCGAAGAAUAACCUUUAAUAAAUUCGCUUAAAAAAUUGUUUUAAGUAUUUCUCCUUAUAUUGGAGUUGCUCUUGCAAGUUCAUUUAAUUUAUUUUUUUCGAGAUAUUAAGACUUUAUUAAAGGAAUAUAAGUUUGUGAUAUUGAAACUGAAAUGCCUAUACGAGAUUCGUGUUCUUUAUAAGCAGCGAAAAUUGCUUUUUUUUAAGCUUUGGCAAGUAGAGUAAUUAUACCAAUUCCAGUGUUUAUGAUUCCUAUUGGGGGAAUGAAUUUACUUAAAUAUUAUAAUAAAUAUCCAAAAGGAAAAUUGUCAUAAAAUAUCUUUGGAUCAACACUUGCAGCCUUAGGUUUAUGGAUUGGAAGUACAGUUGGAUUUGCUUUAUUUGAAUAACAAUCAAAAAUACAUGUCAGUUUAUUAGAGGAACAAUUUCAUAAUCUAAAAGAUAAAAAGGAAAUAAAAUUGAAUAU